UGUGUAUAUAAUUAUUCUCCACUUUAUUUUUUGUAAAGUCUGCGCACUGCUAAGUGUGAUUUUAAAUAUUGCUGCUGUAACGAAAGAAUCUCCCACUCGGGAUCAAUAAAGUAUUUAUUAUUAUUAUUAUUCUCCAGACCCAUAUCUCUUUCACCAAUAAACUUCACAGCUCUUGAAUUUACUCUCUAUAGCAAUAGAACCAUAAAUAGUUAAAUAGUAAUAUGUAAAUUAUACCAGUAAAUUUUGAAAUAAGUCCAGGACCAGCCUAUUGGCUCAGGGUGUCUGACCCUCCAAGGGAGGAGUUGUAAAGUUUGAUAGCCACAGGCAGGAAUGACUUCCUAUGAUGCUCUGUGUAGCAUCUCGGUGGAAUGAGUAUCUGGCUGAAUGUACUCCUGUCCCCAACCAGGACAUUAUGUAGUGGAUGGGAGACAUUGACCAAGAUGGCAUGCAACUUAGACAGCAUCCUCUUUUCAGACACCACCGUGAGAGAGUCCAGUUCCAUCCCCACAACAUCACUGGCCUUAUGAAUGAGUUUGUUGAUUCUGUUGGUGUCUGCUACCCUCAGCCUGCUGCCCCAGCACACAACAGCAAACAUGAUAGCACUGGCCACCACAGACUCGUCGAACAUCCUCAGCAUGGACCGGCAAAUGUUAAAGGACCGCAGUCUCCUCAGGAAAUAGAGACGGCUCUGACCCUUCUUGUAGACAGCCUCAGUGUUCUUAGACCAGUCCAGAUAUUGUCAAUUCGUAUCCACAGGUAUUUGUAAUCCUCCACCAUGUCCACACUGACCUCCUGGAUGGAAGCAGGGGUCGCCGGUGCCCAGCUCUCCUCAGGUCUACCACCAGCUGCUUGGUCUUUUUCACAUUAAGCUGCAGAUAAUUCUGCUCACACCAUGUGACAAAGUUUCCUGUCCUCCACAUUCUGACUCCCUCCCUUCCUUUCCAGUCCUGAAGAAGGGUCUGUGGUUGAAACGCCGACUGUUCACUCCUCUCUAUAGCUGCUGCCUGCCCCCCCGAGUUCCUCCAGCAUUUUGUGUGCGUUGCUUUGGAUUUCCGCAUCUGCAGAUUUUAGCCUGUUAAACCAAUACGCCUGCGCGGUGGUCGUGCUGAAUCCCGAAUAUCGCGCAUGCGCUGAGAACCCGCGAGCUCACGAAAACGGAUGCAGGUUUGAAAUGGCAGAACACUUGUGCACGGGAAUCUCAGACACAACAACACAUCAGUUUUGCUGACUCUGGAUAUUUAAGGAGUGACCAAAGAUUUUCUUAUGCUACACCAACACAUCUGUUGUCGAUCCUUGGAGAUGAAGAACUAUCACAUCUCCAGCUGGUAAUUUGUAUUCUGUCUCUGAAAUGAUGUUUUCUGUUUUAACUCUCUGAAAUCCACUGGAACAGGGAGCUGAGAACACACCAGCAUUUGUUCACUGAAGAUCAGUUCUUCAACUGCAUUGAUUGUACAAGGGAUUCAAACAUAUGACUUUCUGAAUUGCCAGAGAAUUGAUCGUAGUGAGAUAUCAUUCUCUCAGUGUGGGAAGAGAUUCACUCAGAGGCUACCCGCAGACACGCCAGUGAGUUCACAGUGGGGAGAGGCCAUUCACCCGCUCUGUGUGAGGGAGGAGAGCCACUCAGUCAUCCAGUCUGAAGUCAUCAGCAAGUUCACACCAUAGUGAGAUGCUCCACUAGUUCUGUAAGGGGGAAACCAUUCUGUUAACGAUGGCAAAGGUAUAUCAGAAAAUUCACCAGUGAGGGGACAUUGACCUGCUCGGAUGUUGGAAGGCAUUCACAUACUCAACCACACCACAGUGACACCAGCGAUUUCACACCGGGGAGAUGCCAUUCACCUGCUCAGACUGUGGGAAGGGAUUCACUCAGUCAAAUCACCUGCUACAACAUCAGUUAAUUCACACUGGGGAGAGGCCAUUCACCUGCUCAGACUGUGGGAAGCGAUUCAAUCACUCGUCUAACCUACAGAGACACCAGCGAGUUCACACCAGGGAGAAGCCAUUCACAUGCUCUGAAUGUGGGAAGGGAUUCACCCAUUCAACUCAACUGAAGGAGCAUCAGCGAGUUCACACUCGGGAGAAACCGAUCACUUGCUCUGAAUGUGGGAAGGUAUUUGCUCGGUCAUCUGAACUGAAGUUACAUCAGCGAGUUCACACUGGUGAGAAGCCGUUCACUUGCUCUGAAUGUGGGAAGGUAUUUGCUCGGUCAUCUCAACUGAAGUUACAUCAGCGAGUUCACACUGGUGAGAAGCCGUUCACUUGCUCUGAAUGUGGGAAGGGAUUCGCCCAGUUAUCUGAACUGAAGUUACAUCAGCGAGUUCACACUGGAGAGAUGCUGUUCACUUGCUCUGAAUGUGGGAAGGGAUUCGCUGUGUCAUCUCGACUGAAGUUACAUCAGCGAGUUCACACUGGGAAGAAGCCGUUCACCUGCUCAGACUGUGGGAAGGGAUUCACUCAGUUGUACAACCUACAGAGUCACCAGCGAGUUCACACUGGGGAGAAGCCAUUCACAUGCUCUGAAUGUGGGAAGGGUUUCACCCAGUUGUCCAACCUACAGAGUCACCAGCGAGUUCACACUGGGGAGAAGCCAUUCACCUGCUCAGACUGUGGGAAGGGAUUCACUCAGUUGUACAACCUACAGAGUCACCAGCGAGUUCACACUGGGGAGAAGCCAUUCACAUGCUCUGAAUGUGGGAAGGGUUUCACCCAGUUGUCCAACCUACAGAGUCACCAGCGAGUUCACACUGGGGAGAAGCCAUUCACUUGUUCUGAAUGUGGGAAAGGAUUCACCCAGUCAGCUAAACUGAAGGAGCAUCAGCGAGUCCACACUGGGGAGAAGCCGUUCACUUGCUCUGAAUGUGGGAAGGUAUUUGCUCGGUCAUCUGACCUGAAAUCACAUCAGCGAGUCCACACUGGAGAGAAGCCGUUCACCUGCUCUGAAUGUGGGAAGGUAUUUGCUCGGACAUCUGACCUGAAGUUACAUCAUCAAGUCCACACUGGGGAGAAGCCGUUCACUUGCUCUGAAUGUGGGAAGUUAUUUGCUCGGUCAUCUGACCUGAAGUUACAUCAGCGAGUUCACACUGGGGAGAGGCCAUUCACCUGCUCUGAAUGUGGGAAGGGAUUCAUUAAGUCCUCCAGCCUACAGAGACACCAGGGAGUUCACUCUGUGGAGAAGCCAUUCACAUGCUCUGAAUGUGGGAAAGGAUUCAUCCAGUCAUCUGAACUGAAGUUACAUCAGCGAGUCCACACUGGGGAGAAGCCGUUCACCUGCUCUGAAUGUGGGAAGCGAUUCACCAAGUCAGCUAAACUGAAGGAGCAUCAGCGAGUUCACACUGGGGAGAAGCCGUUCACCUGCUCUGAAUGUGGGAAGGUAUUUGCUCGGACAUCUGACCUGAAGUCACAUCAGCGAGUUCACACUGGGCAGAAGCCGUUCACUUGCUCAAACUGUGGAAAGAGAUUCACUCACUCAUCCAACCUACAGAGACACCAGCGAGUUCACACUGGGGAGAAGCCGUUCACAUGCUCUGAAUGUGAGAAAGGAUUUACGGAUUCAUCUCAUCUGAAGUUACAUCGGAGAGUUCACACUGGGGAGAAGCCGUUCACUUGCUCUGAAUGUGGGAAGGAAUUUGCUUGGUCAGCUGAACUGAAGUUACAUCAGCGAGUCCACACUGGGGAGAAGCCGUUCAGUUGCUCUGAAUGUGGGAAAGGAUUUAUUCGUUCAUCUCAGCUCUUGAGACACCAGCAAAUUCACACUGGGUAGAAACCAUUCAUCUGCUCAGAAUGUGGGAAGGGAUUCACCUAUUCAUCUCAACUGAAGUUACAUCAGCGAGUCCACACUGGGGAGAAGCCGUUCAGUUGCUCUGAAUGUGGGAAAGGAUUCAUUCGUUCAUCUCAGCUCUUGAGACACCAGCAAGUUCACACUGGGGAGAAACCAUUCAGCUACUCAGAACGUGGGAAAGGGUUCAGCUAUUCGAUUCAUCUGAAAGAACAUCAGUUUGUGCACAUUGCGGAGAGGACAUUUACCUGCUCAGUCUGUGGGAAAGGAUUCAUUCGGCGUUUUGCACUGCUGACACACCAGUUGGUUCACACUGGGGAGAAGCUGUUCACUUGCUCUGAAUGUAGGAAAUGAUUCAUUAGUUUAUCUCAGCUCUUGAGACACUAGCAAAUUCACACUGGGGAGAAACCAUUCAGCUGCUCUGAAUGUGGGAAGGGAUUCACCCAUUCAGCUCAACUGAAGGAACAUCAGUGAGUUCACACUGGGGAAUGGCCAUUCACAUGCUCUGAAUGUGGGAAGGGAUUCACCCAUUCAGCUUAACUGAAGGUGCAUCAGUAAGUUCACACUGGGGAGAGGCCAUUCACUGCUCUGAAUGUGGGAAGGGAUUCGCUCAGUCAUCCAAACUUGUGAGGCACUACCAAAUUCAUACCAGGGAGAAACCGUUCACCUGCUGAGAUUGUAGGAAGGAAUUCACUUGGUCAUCUGACUAUAAAAACAUCAGCGAAUUCACAAUGGGGGAUGCCACUCACCUGUUCUCAAUGUGGAAAGGAUUCACUCAGACAUCUCAGUUAAGACUAUAAGAGAGAAGGGGAGGAGAAGAUGGCGGCACGAUGCAGCGCGCGCGGCCGGUCCAAAAUGAUAAUCGGUAUUUGUUAAGUAUGUACCGUGCACAAUCCUGAUUUGAUGGAGACAGACGUGAGAAGCAUGGAGGAACAUCUAGAGAAACUUCUUAAAUGCCUGCUUUGCUGCCGUUGCUACUGUGCGAUCGAGAAUCUCCAGAGGGGAAGGCCCCAAAUCUUCGGCUUUGCCCAUUGCCUGUUGCCGGGGCCAGGAUCGAAGCGCUCGGCAGAGAUGGUGCUCAGUGCUCGGUGUCGGAGGGCUGGUCGGAGGCUCGAAAUUUUCUGACUGACUCGAGUCGGCUGUGGUCGGGUGCUUCCAGGGUGCUGCAUCGGCAAGUUUGCGGCGCUGGAGGUUCACUACAGGGAGAGUUGUUUUUCCUUCUGCCGUCUGCGUGAGACGAUGGGACAUUCGAGAGACUCUGAGACUUUUUUUUUACCGUGCCCAUGCUCUGUUCUUUAUCAAAUUACGGUAUUGCUUUGCACUGUUGUAACUAUAUGUUAUAAUUAUGUGGUUUUUGUCAGUUUUUCAGUCUUGGUUUGUCUUUUGUUUCUGUGAUACCAUUCUUAAUGCAUGCAUUACUAAAUGACAAUAAAAGAGGACUGCAUGUCCUCAUAAUCUAAUAAUCUAAUCUAAUCUAAAACAUAUAGGAGCAGGAGUAGCAUUCGGCUUUUCGAGUCUGCUCCGCCAUUCAGUCAUGUGCUGAUCCGAUUCUUCCAGUCAUCUCCAAUCCCCUGCCUUCUCCCCAUACCCUUUGAUGCCCUGGCUAAUCAAGAACCUAUCUCUCUCUGCCUGAAACACACCGAAUGACUUGGCCUCCACAGUUGCUUGUGGCAACAAAUUCCGCAGAUUUACCACCCACUGACAAAAGUAAUUUCUUAUCUCUGUUCUAAAUGGAUUUCCUUCAAUCCAAGUCGUGACCUCUUAUCGUAGACUGCCCUACCAUGGGAAAUAACUCCCAUAUCUAAUCUGUUCAGAGCUUUUAACAUUCGGAAUGUUUCAAAGAGAUCACCAUCACCAUCUCCUCCAACCCCCCCGCCCCUGUUCUGAAUUCCAGUGAAUAUAGCCCAAGAGCUGCCAGACGCUUCUCGUACGGUAACCCUUUCCUGGAAUCCUGGAAUAAUUCUUGUGAAUCUUCUGUAAACCCUCUCCAAUGUCAGUAUAUCUUUUCUAAAAUAAGGAGCCCAGAACUGCACACAAUAUUCCAAGGGUUGUCUCAUGAGUGCCUUAUAGAGCCUCAACAUCACAUCCCUGCUGUUAUAUUCUGUACUUCUAGAAAUGAAUGCCACCAUUGCAUUCGCCUUCUUCACCACUGACUCAAGCGGGAGGUUAGCCUUUAGGGUAUCCUGCACAAGGACUCCCAAGUUCCUUUGCAUCUCUGCAUUUUGAAUUCUCUUUCAAUAUAAAUAAUCAUCUGUCUGUUUAUUUCUUCCACCAAAGUGCAUGACCAUACACUUUCCAACAUAGUAUUUCAUUGGCUAGUUAUUUAUCCAUUCCCCUAAACUAUCUAAAUUUCUCUGCAGGCUCUCUGAUUCCUUAGCACUACUGGCCCCUCCACCUAUCUUCGUAACAUCAGCAAACUUAGCCACAAAGCCAUCUAUUCCAUAAUC
Molecule: messenger RNA, 6219 nt
Organism: Mobula hypostoma (lesser devil ray)
Lineage: Eukaryota; Metazoa; Chordata; Chondrichthyes; Myliobatiformes; Myliobatidae
Product: oocyte zinc finger protein XlCOF6-like
Exons: 2
Coding region: 1826-3757 (643 amino acids)
Source: RefSeq, a predicted model, not a curated record